CGGGGUUUGGGACAUGGGGACAUGGGGUGAGGGGACAUGGGGCCGCCCCACAUGGGGACACACCCUAUAUGGGGCCGCACCCUAUAUGGGGACACACCCUAUAUGGGGACAUCACAUGGGGCCGCCCCGCACGGAGCCCCGCACGCCGCCCUUACGGCGCACCGCCCACGUGGCGGCGCCGCACCGAGCGCUCGCUCCUCCCAGCCGCGAGGGGGCGCCGCCGCUUCCGCCGGAAGUCUCGCCGCUUCCGCCGGAAGUCCCUGCCCCCAAUCCCCGAGUGAAGAUGGCGGCGCCCACGGCCUUGAGGGCGCUGAGGGCGCUGCCCCACAGCCGCACCCCAGCCCUGCCCGCCUCCCGCAGCCUCCACCCCUCCCCGCCCUGCAUGAAGGCGCGGGCGGCGCGGGUGCGCGUGGGGAAGGGGGACAAAGCCGUGAGCUACGAGCGGGCGCAUCCCCCCCAUCACAUCGCCCACCGCAAGGGCUGGCUGUCCCUGCACACCGGUAACCUUGCAGGCGAGCCGUGCGCGGCGCGGCGCUCGGUGGAGGACGCGUUCUUGCGGCGGUUCGUUGGCGGCACGUUUCCCGGCUGCCUGGCGGACGAGGUGGUGCUGAAGCGCCGCGCCAACGCGCUGCUGCUCUGCCUGCUGCUGCUGCGCCGGCUGCCGCCCGCCAAGCUGUGCUUCCUGCUGGGUUACAGCGAGGCGCUGCUGGCCCGGCUCUACAAGUGCCCCGUGCGCCUGCAGGUGCAGACGCUGCCCGGCCGCGUGCCCUACAAGUUCCUGUAGGGCCAUAAAAGGGCGAGGAGCGCCGCC
This is a messenger RNA of Phasianus colchicus (ring-necked pheasant), 811 nucleotides long. RefSeq names its product mitochondrial ribosomal protein S24 (gene MRPS24). Gene Ontology annotation, biological process: translation. The record is from RefSeq and is a predicted model, not a curated record. Gene Ontology annotation, cellular component: mitochondrion. Lineage: Eukaryota; Metazoa; Chordata; Aves; Galliformes; Phasianidae.